AUGGCUCCCAUGAGAGUACGCCUGCUGAUCCCCAUCAUCACUAUUGCUGCUGCUACUUUUUUCUUUUGGCGGGUUGAUCAGAGUGAGUAUGCCGCGCUCACCAAAAUUGAACGUCCAAGACCUUCACUGGCUCCUCCACAAAUAUACCACUCGCAAAUCGACCCCCUGCAGAAAACCCCCGAUGAAAUUUGCCACAACGACAAGGCCACUGCUCCAGCUAUGACGAUGGGAGAAUGGCUCACCCGCAAGAACUAUAGCCGCACGUACAUCCGCCCCAGCUUCCAAUCUGCAGAAACAGCUUUCGGGCCUAUAGAAAGAAUUGAGGGUUACGUCCUGCCUCCACUUCGGCCCGUCAACCGCGGUUUAAAGGUAUCCAAUUCAAGUGGACACUGGCCUUGUUCGCCCAUCCUCGACGUUAACGUUGUUGCUGAUAUUCCUGCCGACCACACUUCUCAAUUGCUAUUUGGGCUUGCAACAACUGUUGAACGACUCGAUGAACUUCUGCCAUCUUUACUGUAUUCAUACGGAAAUACCGGUGCAACUAUCCUUGUGCUCGUUCCUGACAAUAGAGACGACCUAGAAGCCCAGGAGGCUUAUUUUCGAAACCGAGGCCUUGAUGUCAGACUCAGACCUUCUCCCUUGCCAUUUCCCUCUCGUUAUUUUGGCUUGGUGGAAGCGUUCCAAAAGUUCAUUGAUGAAGAACGCCCAUAUACAAGAUGGGUUAGCUUUGUAGACGACGAUACCUUCUUUCUUUCUGUGGCCAGAAUCGCAAGUCGCCUAGCGACACUAGAUGCCUCGGAGAAACAUUACAUCGGCGCAUUAUCGGAGGCUAGUUGGCAAGUCAGAACCUUUGGAGAAAUGGCUUUUGGUGGAGCAGGCAUAUUUAUUUCAAGAGGGUUGCUAGAUGCUCUACAGCCAGUGUACAAAAGGUGUCUAGGCACCCGUUAUAAGCACGGAGACCAGAAACUGUCACAGUGUAUCAAAACAUACGCAAAAACAAGAUUAACCGCUUGGGAUUCUCUAUUUCAAAUGGACAUGAGGGGAGCUCCCGAUGGAAUUUUUGAAUCCGGACGAGAGAUUGACUCAUUACAUCACUGGAACACAUGGUACAAGAAAGAUGUCGCUAAGAUGAGCUCUGUGGCAGUGGUGGCAGGGCGUCGAUCUGUGCUCCGUCGCUGGCUCUUCAACGAGACAGUGGCAUUGGACCAUACAGGAGUCGAAAAACGCACCUUCUGGGUACUAACCAAUGGUUAUUCCCUUAUUCGAUAUACUAUGGACCCCAGCUUGACGGUAGAGAGUGUUGGAUUUGACCGUACCGAGAAGACAUGGAACGAGGAUGGAAAGGGAUUUGAAGCCAGACUAGGUCCGCUGAGGCCGACCGUACAAGAUGGCAUCCAAAAGGAUCGAUGGAUGCUCUCUGACUCGGUUAUUAUCGGCAACAAUGUUCAUCAAACAUAUUCCUUCCGAGAAACGGACGGACACAGUGUCAUUGAGCUCGUCUGGCUUGGAGACAAGGGUUGGGUUGAGCCGGCUGACGCGUACCAUUUCUAA
This is a messenger RNA of Ophidiomyces ophidiicola, 1551 nucleotides long. RefSeq lists its product as uncharacterized. The transcript has a single exon. The record is from RefSeq and is a predicted model, not a curated record. Gene Ontology annotation, molecular function: acetylglucosaminyltransferase activity. The coding region runs from base 1 to 1551 and encodes 516 amino acids. Lineage: Eukaryota; Fungi; Ascomycota; Eurotiomycetes; Onygenales; Onygenaceae.